AUGGCGACUUUACUCCCUCGGUCUCUUGGUUUAACUCUAACUCAAACUCUUAUUUUGAAAAAUGGAACUAAGUUGUUGGUGGGAGCGGCAAACAAUAAUCUGCCGAACAAGCAGCAAGUACGCAACCUAAAUGUCCACGAAUAUGUAAGUUAUACACUACUACGUGACAAUGGCAUUCCAGUACCUAAAUUUAAUGUGGCGAAGACCAAAGAAGAGGUUGUAAAGUUUGCUACAGAUCUCAACUCAAAAGACAUAGUACUCAAAGCCCAGGUACUGGCAGGUGGUAGAGGAAAAGGUGCUUUCAAAAGUGGUCUGAAAGGCGGAGUCAAGAUGGUAGAUACACCUCAGAUCGCCGGCGAUCUAGCCAGUAAGAUGUUGGGGCAGUUGCUGGUGACGAAGCAAACCGGCGCUGCCGGACGUAUUUGCAACAUGGUAAUGGUUACCGAGCGCAAGUUUCCACGCAGAGAGUUCUACAUCGCUAUCAUGAUGGAGCGUAGCUUCAAUGGGCCUGUGAUCAUCGCGUCUUCACAAGGCGGUGUAAAUAUUGAAGAUGUGGCUGCAGAAAAUCCUGACGCAAUUACUUACGAACCCAUUGACAUUGCCAAGGGAAUUACUGACGAACAAAUUAAAGGCGUUCUCCAGAAGAUUGGUCUCGAUACACCAGACGCCAACGCAAUGGUAAAGCAGAUGUACGACCUGUUCUUGAAGAAAGAUGCUCUUUUAAUUGAAAUUAAUCCUUUCGCCGAAGACGCUCUUACAGGCAAAUUUUUCUGCCUAGAUGCUAAGUUUAGAUUCGACGACAACGCCGAAUUUAGACAAAAAGAACUGUUUGACUAUCGAGACACAACACAAGAAGAUCCCAAAGAGGUUGAAGCUGCUAAAAAUGACUUGAAUUACAUUGCACUUGAUGGUACUAUUGGAUGCAUGGUAAACGGCGCCGGUCUGGCUAUGGCCACUAUGGACAUAAUCAAGUUGUAUGGUGGAGACCCAGCAAACUUCCUUGACGUCGGUGGUGGUGCUACAGUAUCCGCCGUUACGGAAGCAUUCAAAAUUAUUUUGUCUGAUCCGAAAGUGACAGCUGUGUUGGUGAACAUCUUUGGUGGUAUUAUGAGGUGCGACGUCAUUGCCGAAGGUAUUGUCACUGCAGCUAAGACUUUGAACAUUCAGGUUCCAGUUAUUGUUCGCCUCCAGGGUACUAAAGUGAACGAGGCAAGGAAAUUAAUCGCAGAAUCCGGACUGCGUAUCGUGCCCCGUGACGACCUGGAUGAGGCGGCUCGUCUAAUCGUCCAGCUUGCAGAAAUCGUUAAUCUCGCUAAGAAAGCUGGAGUUGAGGUUCACAUAUCCAUGUCAAAAGGCGGCGGAAGUGGUGGAAAAGGUACAGGAAAAUCUGAGGAUCCCUGUAGCAAAUACACACGAAAGCCCUGCACGUGUUAA
Molecule: messenger RNA, 1434 nt
Organism: Arctia plantaginis
Lineage: Eukaryota; Metazoa; Arthropoda; Insecta; Lepidoptera; Erebidae
Source: the annotation of a GenBank genome assembly